Messenger RNA from Ceutorhynchus assimilis (cabbage seed weevil), 6178 nucleotides. NCBI's taxonomy places the organism in Eukaryota, Metazoa, Arthropoda, Insecta, Coleoptera, Curculionidae. The record is from the annotation of a GenBank genome assembly.
CCUGAUUGACAUUCUGUCAUUGUCAUUGUUCAAUGUUUGCUGUAAUUUCAUAAAAUUGAGAAGUGGAAUUUAUUUAGCGGAACAGCUAGUGCGAUAGUGUGAAAUGCUAAACAUUUUCCGCGACAGCAGACAAUUUUUUUUUUGAAAAAAGUGAUUAGACAAAAACAAAGAACUAGAGUACCCAAAACUGAUAGAGAAAAAUGGCAGUCUUACCAAGAAGAAUAAUUAAAGAAACUCAACGUUUAAUGCAAGAACCAGUGCCAGGAAUUAGUGCAGUCCCUGAUGAUAGUAACGCCCGCUAUUUCCAUGUUAUUGUUACGGGCCCUGAGGACUCCCCUUUUGAAGGGGGCCUAUUUAAGCUAGAACUUUUUCUACCCGAAGAUUACCCUAUGUCGGCCCCGAAAGUAAGAUUUAUUACAAAAAUAUACCACCCAAAUAUAGAUAGACUAGGUAGAAUUUGCCUAGAUAUUCUUAAGGAUAAAUGGUCUCCUGCACUUCAAAUACGUACAGUGCUUUUAUCAAUCCAAGCCUUAUUGAGUGCACCAAACCCUGAUGAUCCCCUAGCAAAUGAUGUUGCAGAACUAUGGAAAGUCAAUGAGAUUGAAGCAAUAAGAAAUGCUAAAGAGUGGACACGUAGAUAUGCUAUGGACAAUUAAAUUUUGCUUGUUGAUGGAGCAACAUAAAAUUAAUUAAGAGUUUUUAGGCAUCAGGUAGACCAGACUGGCAUAUAUGUAUGUAGUUUCUUUUUUUUUUUUUGAAAAUAUCGGUGAAUUUUUGUAUUCACAUUAUUCACUGUUAUAUUCCUGGGUGUUGAUAAAGUUAUAGACCGUCAGCUAUUGACAGAUUUUGAUGAAAAUAAAAGUAAAUUUUCCAUAUGUCUAUCAGUCGUCCGGUCGCUAAAUUUUAAUUUUUUAAGCUCAGCACUAACAUAAUUUUCAUUGGAAGAAAUCUCCGGAAAGAGAAAAUCGGUCAGCAAAAUCUGUCACUAGCUGACGAUCUUUUAGUUGUCAUUUGUUGGAUCAACCUGUUGGAUAUAAAAAUACACCAAUAUUAUACUGUAAAUUUGUGUAUGCAGUGGUCUCCAUAAUUUCAUGUAACAUCCAAAGACCCAAGCUCCUAUUGGAGACCCUAAAAAAUCUUUAAUGUCACUUAAGAUGUAUUAAGAAUACUGGACUUACCAAUUACCCCAGACACCCCAAAUAUAUCUAACAACAAAAUUUCAAGUACCGUUUUUUCUUCCUUCCGAAAGAUCGCCUUUACAAUGUAAUUAUCAAGGGUCUAGACAAGAACCAAGACCUAUUUGAGGUCCAGAAAGAGCUUGAGCAAUUUGGCUGCUCCCCAAGAAAAAUCAAAAAGUUCAAGUGAUCCCAAAAUUUAUAUUUCUUAAUGGUUUUUUGCCGAACUUAAAUUGUAAGUAUCUUAAAUCUGUUAUCAGGUGUUUUGAAAUGGAGUUUUCUGAUCCACAUUUUAUUCCUGUUUGACUUAGCUAUAUGAGUGUACCAAGACAUUGGGAUGAAUAAGUGAGGAAUUUUUCCCAACAUUGGUUUUUCGUGAUUUGGAUUUGACUCUUGAGAUAAGGUUUGUGAGUCUAUUGGGUUUGAGUUGGAUGAGGGGGUCUCUUGUCCUGAUAGCUUGCCUUUUGAGUCUUCCACUGUGAAAUUAAUUGCCACAUAGUGUGUGGCAGAGACAAGAUAUUGUUGACUUGCUAGCUUCUAGGUUUAGUUGUAAAAUUUAAUCUAAGUUAGGUUAGCUUUGUCAAUAAGAUUUUUGUAUUCUUGGACAAUAAAGCAUAUUUACUACUACUUACUACUACAAGGGAUUAUGAUGUUGAGAUUUCUUCAGUAAAUACAGGAUUGCAUUUUCGAUUUCAAUGGUUGUGUGAGAGAAGCAGGAGGUUCAUAGUUUGCUUUGAGUAGAGGUUUGCAUUUAAUUAGUAAUUAUUGAAUGUGUAGGUGAGCAGGUUAUCGUUUCGGAAUUCGAUUAGGUUGUGCUCUGAGCUCUGUAAUGUAAUUCGGUAAUUUUCCAAUAGCAGGCGUUAGAACCGUUGUUUAGUCUAUGAAGUUGUUGUUCACUUACUAUGCACUAUAGUGAAUCAUCCAGGGUGCAAAAAUAUAUUUAUAUAAAUAUCAAAAUAUCUGAUAUUUUAUGAUAUAUAUCGGGUAUAUAUCCAGUAUGUGAUAUUUAUGAUAUUUUCAUAAAAAGUUCAAUAGAAACCGAAAAACAGAUACUUGAAAUUUUGUUUUCUUAAACAGGAAACAGCUGUGAUGUUCAAUUUCAGAGUUACGAAAAGCGUUUUGGCGUCUGAUGGUUACUUACUGGUUAUUGUUAAUUGCCUCAAUAGGUAUUCUAAUAAAUCUUCUUUGAACUCUUUUAAGCAUUUAUACUAUGUCUUUGAUGUAGUAAGGAUUCCACACUGGGCAUAAUCCAGUGUAGCUCUGACAUAUGUUAGGUAUCUACAUCUUCCUCAAUGUUUGACUUGUCUGAGAAAACUUUUUGAAUGAAGUACACAAGGGUCUUCACUUUUUCUAACAAUUUGGGUUAGUGUGCAUCUCAUUUUAGUGUGGGACUCCACUUCUCACUGGUCUCGGUUCAUAGUAUCGGUUGUCUGCUCUUACUUGGUUAGAUAAUUACAGUCAGCGGCCCCUCCAUAAAUGCCAGGAGGUUUCCCCCGACCUCAAAGUGUUUCAGCUUGUACAGAAGGCGCCUGACAGGUUUUUCCUGGUGCAAGUAUAGUAUGAUGUCCACUGAAUUUCGCUGGUCAAACAGCUUUGUCCAAUCAUUCACAAAUUCGAUGAAGUUUGUUGUUGUUGAUGCAGGUCAGCCUUUUUUUUGUCUCUCCGCUGAUGGUAGGGGUGAGACUGUCUACAGGACGGCGUCUUGGGCCUUCGAUCUCCCCUAUGUUUAGGACUGCAGGUUGAUAAGCUGCAAGCCCUUAUGCUUAUCGGCUGCACUCCUGUCCAUGAAUGUAUUCUGGAUUCUCUGCGAGUAAAGCUCAGGGUAAAGUUGGACGGUGGAUGGGUAUUCGAGUUGUUUGCCGCGAUGAGUUCUAAUUGGGAGGCUCAUGCACCGUUUGGCAAAAGGUUGGGAAACUAGUCGUGUAUAAUGUAUGAUGUUGCGUUUCCACUAUCGUUCACCGACGUUAACUGGGUACAAGACUGAUUGCUACACCGUCGUCCGCCCUUAAUCCUGUGAAGGUCAACUCUUCGACUUCCAGGAGAGGAUGGGUAGGUAUACUAACUUUCAUCCGAGCUUUAGUCACUUUCAGACGAUGUUUUGGUUGCAGAAGAAAGUCAGGGGAUGCACCAAAUUUGGCAUAAAAAAAAAGACCAACUGCUCAUGAAAACAGAAGCAACCGGUCCAGCUCUUUGAAAGGUUCAAUCUAUUUUUCGAUCCUGCAAGGCUCUGCUCAAGGAACAUAAAAGCCCCCAUUCAGUCAUUUAUACAUUCUUAGAAUUUUGUUGUAUUUUCUUUCAAUCUCGCCAAAAGUGAAGUUCAAAAACUGGUGAUUUCUGAUCCUAUUAAAUUAAACAUAAACUAUUCAUAAAAACAAAAACUGCAUGUAAUGAAAUCUAAAGAAAACAAAUGUGAACUGAAAUUUUGUUUUUUAAGUAGCAUUAUGUUGUUAUGCAGCCUGAAAGAUUUAUUUGGGGUUUCAAUAAAAUGCAUAUACAAUAUCUAUCAUAUAAGUGUUUCUAUUAGUGUUCUUUUUUUUUUUUUUCUAGGAUUUAUAUUAUUGUAUGUUUAUAGUUUUAAUAUUGCGACAUUUCAUUUUGAUUCUUUUUUUCUGAUGAAAAUACAUUUAAUUUGUUUUUAAAAUUACCAGUCUCUUCAUUCUGUAUCCCUAUUUAUUAAGAAAAUAUUCCAAAUCACCACUAAGGUUCUGACCUCAGAAGUUGUUUUACAAUCAAUGUACGAGUGCUAAAAUUGAAACAAACUGCAAGAACUCUAUUGACCGCUUCUGGGUUCGAGUUAAAGUGGCUUGAUGACUUCAUCAUGUGUGAGGUUCGAUGAAGUCUGGUUAAAAGUUUGGGCAUUAAGAGCCUUUAGAUGAUAUGAUGUUUGUUUCAAUUCAUAUAGUGUCCUCUAUGGUGAAAGUUUUGUUUCCAUAACUCCAUUUUUAUUUUCAAUUCCUGGAAAAACGACUAUUUUUAAGUGUUAAAUAAACUCUUCAUUGUUUGUUUAAAGGUAGUAGGUAAUGUUCCAAUGGAUAAAAAUUUUGGAGUCCAUUAGUCUUUGAUUUAUUGUCACAACGUUUCGUCUUUCAUCUGCAGGCCUUAUCAAGCGAAUUACUAUUAUUAAGCAAUACAUACGUAUUCAGAAACUUGUGACUUGGAAUGUUUAAAACCUUUAAGUAAAUAACUCGGUGAAAACAUGAUUAUUCUUCCAAAAAUCUGCCUAAGCCAGUUUGUAAUCACCCGCAAGAUUAAAUUGACAAUUGAUUACUAGUUGGAAAAUUUUGAUUAUUGAAGGUAGACUUGUCAUGUUCUUAACCCCCUUAGAUUUAAGGAAACUGUCGCAAAAUGUUUUUAAAAAAAUUAUUCUGCCUCUUAUUUUAUUAUUAAGAUGUGGUCUUAACAAUUAUUGGACGAUGUUCACUAUUUUACUUUUUAAUUAUAUUUUUCAUAUUAUAUUAUGUUUCUACACAUUGUUCCAGAAUACAAUUUUAAUUUUCUGUAGAGAUCUUAUUUCACACUAUGAAACAAGAGCUAGAUUUGCAGAAUGUGGCCUAACCUUUUUUAAAGGUGUGUGAAAUUGGCCCCACAAAACAGGCAAUUUUGCAUCAAAGAAAUGGCCAUUCGCUUGCCCAAGAUGUAAGAUGCCUAUAUUCAUUCAUUGUGUGGUCAACUUCUCAAUCCUUUUCUCUAUUCUAAACUAAAAUAAAAACUGAUAAUUAUUCAAACAAUACCACUCUGAAAUUCUUGUCUCUAAACCAGGUGACAUAGAAUAUAUCCCUCUCAGAAAGAAAAAUGACACAUCUCAAGAAAUAUAAUUUUUUUUCAUAAAAAAAAAACACUUUUAAAUGGAAAAAAAAAUAGUUUCAAUUUCAAAAAUGUUACGGGUGAACUUACUGAAAUAACUGUUAGAUGCCCCAGUGACCCUUAUUCUUUUAAAACCUAUGAGAGCUAACCUCGAACGUCUGAUAGAAGUGAUCAGGUACUAAUUUCCUAUUCAUUUCGAUCUUACCUAUUUUUUCAAAAGAAUACACCAGAAAAAGUAAUAGUGUAUUAUUCUCCAUUCCUAAGUUUUCUUUAUCAAAUUUGAAAUACAUAAUUUUUAUUUAAAUGAAGGGAAGCGUAGCUAUCUUAGAUCAUUCUGAAAUACAUGAAAAUUUGGAUUUUUUGAUGUGUCAAUUUUCUUUCGGAUAAGCAAUAUACGGUAAUUAGUAAUAAAUAAAAAAUAAGCAGAUAAAGGCAGAAGAUUCCUCCCUACAAGGUUUUGGAUUUUGUUACUUUUUAAAAAAGCAUGAACAGGAAUUCGUGCUUUUUUAAUGAAAAAGUGGAAUCGGAGGAAACCAGGAGUUGGCAAAAAAACAAGUUUUUGUGUGCAUCGGUUAGGUUCUUGUGUUUUCGUUUGGCGUUUUGUUUUCCAGUUAUAUGAUGUGAUGGUGUUUUCAAUGUCUAACCUCAUUUUCCUAACUUUCUAUAGUUUUGAACAUGUGCUUCAAUGUAAAUUGAGUAGUAAAAUCGCCUACUUCUAGUAUCCUUACCGUUUCUAUUCUCCCCCAUUUCGGUUAUAGGCAUCAACAUGGUAUAAUUUUUGAAUUUUCUUAUUUUUGUUGUUGAAAAUAUCUGAAGAAAAACCGACAAAAACAGAAAAUUCAAAUAUGAAAUCACUAAUUUUGUGGUGUGCAAACUCCCUAUUGUUGUAAUGUGGUUUUGUAUAGGGAUUUGUUUGCCAAAACUCCGUUUUUCAAUAGAUUUUUUAUGUUGCCACCCUAAGAAACGCUCGCCCCUCAAGUAGAGCUCACAAUUUUUUGCUUGGCAUUGGAAAUGAAUUUUUUUUCGUUAUUGGUAUAUCUACCUAUUUACCUACCUAAUAUACAUUUGGUGUAAGCUUCAGUAUAUUCAACUCAGUGCUUAGUCACGUUUUAUAAAAAAAAGUUGGAAUGUAGUUUGUUGUAAAUAAAGUUGUGUGUAAAGCUUUUACAAAUAAAUUUCUUUCAAUAAUUGAAUUAGUG